CUAUGCAGUGCUAGUGGUGGGGUGGAAUGGUUGGGAAGGGGCCGCGGCAGCUGCCAGUAUUUCUGAAAGAAGUACGGCUCUGGACUGAAAGAAGCAAUGGAGGACGACGUUGCGGACUCGCCCGUGAGCCUCGAUGGAGAGGGAAACGAUGACGACCGCUCUGAGGAUGAGCCGAUGGGCGGGGAGAGCGGAGGCGCCGGCAGUGCCGGCGGAGGCGGAAAGACGAAGACGCCGGCACGACGGGGAAAGGCACGGCUCAACUAUCUGGCCUCUCACAAGGUGAUCGAGAAGAAGAGACGAGAUCGAAUCAACAAUGCUCUCGCAACUCUCGGGCAAAUAGUGCCGGACUGUGCACAACUGGCUAGCAAGAAGCUAGACAAGGCACUGACCUUGGAGAACACCAUCCACUAUAUCGAGCGCAUUCACUCCGGCGCAAUGCCAGGCCUCAGCAAGCCACGUGGUGCUGCAGUCAAGCAGGUUCUGGAGAAUGUCUCCCGCUGGGUGUCGGACAACUGGAGAAGCUACAGCAGCACCGAGGAGUUUGCCCACAUCCUUCAGCGCAACUUGAUGUCGCUGAUUGACGAAGAAGCUGGGACGGCGGCCAAGGCAAUCAAGAGAGAAAACGACGGUUCACAGAUGCCCGCACCAUCAGUAUUGCUUGGUACUGCUGUCCUACCGCAAAUGCAGUUGGGAGGGGGUGCCUCUCACUAUGAUGGUCGACCACCGCAGCUUCUUCCUGUCGUUCCGCCGUCGCAGAGUGGCCUGAACACUGCUGCCGCUCUCUUUCCAGCCCAGCUUAGGCCACCUUCCACAGAAGCGGUCGAGAAUCAGAUCAUGUGGUCUCAACAGCAGCAGCAGCAGCAGCAACAACAACAACAGCAGCAACAACAGCAGCAGCAGCAGCAUCAACAGCAACAACAGCUCAUCCUCCAGCACAACCUCAUCCACCAGCAGAACGCAGCCGCCGCGGUGGCUGCUGGCUACACGCCGUUCCUGGGCACGAGCAGCGCCGUGCCGAUCACAAUGGCACACCCGUACAUGACGUCCGUAUCAGCACCGGGCAGCGCGGGUCCGCACACCGUCGACGGCUCCCUCUACAACCAGCAGGCGCUGGCGGCGGCUGCGGCGGUGGCGGCACAGCACUCGCCCGCCAUCACGGCCAACGCGGGUACCGCACCGGCAAGCAGCGGUGUUGACGUCUGGCAGUCACCGUCAGCAGCAGCCGCGCAGAAACAGCCACAGUCAUCCGGCGGUGGUGGAGGGCGGCCGCAGGUGACCUUCAGCAGCACGGUGACGGUGAGCAGUGGCGACGAAAAGCGCCUGGCGCGCCGUCCCGAUCACAUCAUGCUGGGCCCGAGCAUCCAGGCAUCGGCGGUGGCCACGCCGUCCGGGUUCAGCACGGUGAGUACGCCCCGCGGCGCCAAUACGCCCGGCGCCGACGACAUCCUGGACAUGCAGUCGCCGCACGUCACCAAGCCGUUCCCGUUCAGCGGCUCAAACUCGACGCCGAACCGAGCCGCAAACUACCGCCAGAAGCAGGCGCCGACCAUGCUGAACCUGGAGCAGGGCGACUCUCUUCAGCUGCCGCCGAACUUCAACGCGGCCAGCACCGCACCCAUCACUCCGCAGCGCCAGAGCCUGGCUAACUCUCUCCUGCAGCUCUCCGGACAGACUCAGUUCAGCGGAGCGGCGGCAGCGGCAGGAGUUAGUCGGCAGGAGGACACCGAAGCGCUGCUAUCACCGGUGGCAACAACCGUCGACGAUGCUCUCAGAACCCUGCCCAGCGACCCGCAGCUGCUGAUGAGCGCGCGCAGCUUCCGCGAGCAGCUCAUGCAGCAGUUCUCGCCGCCAUUGCAGGAUCCCCUGCAACCGCCUGGCCUGCAGCUGUCCCUGGGCAAUUCCGCUGCUGGCGGCAAUGGUGGUGUGGAGGCGGAAACACCAGCCGGCAUGCCCAUGUUGACCAAGGACAAGCGCUCGCUUCCACUCGCCAGGCACCUGGACCCGGGCAAUGGCGACGACGCGGACUGGGCUAUACGGCACGCUCAAGCUGCUGCACAGUCGUCGGCAGCGGGCGCUGGCCAGCAGCAGGACGAGGACUCGCAGCCGAGCAGCCAGGAGACGGUCGGCACACCGCGCCAGGCCGAGCCCGCAAAGUCCCUUCUGCUGCUGGCCCGGCAGGCCGACCUGACGGGGUCGAAGACAUCGAACACGUAGCGACGACAGCGACAACCGACCGUGCUCCGCGGGCAAUCCUGGACAUACUAACUGAGCGGGUCAGAAUAGAAUACGAGCAACGCCAAUGGAAGGAGAUUAUCAUGGGUUUGUGGCCAGGCCUCAGCUUGCACUGAAAUUCACUUCGGACAAUAGAUCUUUAUAUGUGGUGUAUACACACAGGUAAUAGAUAUAGAAGACGAGCAGCAACAGAAUUGUCUAAUUGGUGAGGAGUCUACUGGACCGUGUACACAACUACUUGUAUAUUUUCAAUUUAAUACGUGAAAGUAUGGCUGGUGCUCUGACAACUCACACUGUUCACACCACUCCACUUGAACCUAAAACGACGCACGCCAACCUCGUAAUGACAUUACCCAUGCAUGCAGUGCAGGUAAUACACAUAGUGUGAUACCAUGUAGGAUAGGAGCUAUUGUUACGAAGAAAUUUCAUAUCCACGGCUCA
Molecule: messenger RNA, 2673 nt
Organism: Sycon ciliatum
Lineage: Eukaryota; Metazoa; Porifera; Calcarea; Leucosolenida; Sycettidae
Product: protein bunched, class 2/F/G isoform-like
Exons: 8
Coding region: 97-2214 (705 amino acids)
Biological process (GO): nuclear polyadenylation-dependent CUT catabolic process; nuclear polyadenylation-dependent snoRNA catabolic process; nuclear mRNA surveillance of mRNA 3'-end processing
Cellular component (GO): TRAMP complex
Molecular function (GO): RNA binding; protein dimerization activity
Source: RefSeq, a predicted model, not a curated record